UGACCUUGUGCAACGUCCAGUAGUAUAGGGGCACGUCGGGCUUUCGGACUCAGAUAUUACACAAGUAUUGGAUUCCGAGACUGCAUUCCGAGCCUCUUGCGUCUGAAACCGUCAGCGUUCCCAAACAUCAUGGCAGCCAACACGAUUCUCAAGGGCAAAGCGGCCCUUGUUACUGGAUCGACGCAAGGAAUUGGUCUGGCGAUGCUCAAAGCGCUCGCGUCAGCUGGUUGUAACGUGACUAUGCAUGGGAUACCAAAUGACAUGGAGAAGAUUCAGAGAUUGUGUAAACAGAUUGCCAAGGAUAACAGUGUAGAAGUUACAUACUCCGACGCGAACCUGCUAAACCCCGGGCAAAUUCGCGACAUGGUGCGGGAAAGUCACUCAGCCUUCGGCAGACUCGACAUUCUCGUGAACAACGCCGGCAUCCAGCACGUUGCGCCCGUACAUGAACUGCCCGACGACAAGUGGGAUGCUAUCAUCGGCGUGUGCCUGUCUGCAACUUUCCACGCCACCAAGGCCGCGCUCCCGUACAUGCUUGAGCAGGGCUGGGGCCGCAUCAUUAACACUGGCUCCAUGCACGCGCUGGUGGCGUCGCCCUUCAAGUCCGCUUACAACGCAGCCAAGCAUGGCGUGGCUGGCUUUACCAAGACGGUGGCGCUGGAGGUGGCCACAAAGAAUGUGACAGUAAACGCCAUAUGCCCCGGUUACACCGACACGGACCUGGUGCGGAACCAGAUCGCCGACACUGCUCGCAUCCGCGGUAUCCCAGUGGAGAGCGUCAUUCGGGAUGUGCUGCUCGCAGACCAACCCUCAAAAAAGUUUGUCAAACCCGAGGACAUUGGCGCCCUUGUGGUGCACCUGUGUGGGCCCCACUCGGACUCGUUCACGGGUGCUUGUCUGUCCAUUGACGGCGGCUGGGUGGCCCGCUAAGGAAGCAGCAGAGCGCCUUCAAGGAGUAUGGGACGGUAGUGGCAGGGGGUGGCUAUCUGGGCUAUGUGGCUGUCUUAGCUGGGGGGUGUUAUGUAACUGGUGGUGUGAGGCUGAGGCUGUGUAGGACGGCGAGCGCCAUGGUGAGGCGGUGAUGGUGCUGUUGGUGCGGCGGCUGCGAUGGCCGCAGUGGCUGACUGCUGUCAUUACUGUUGCAGCUGCUGCUGCUGCUGCACUGCCAUGUGAAGGUGUCUAGUGUCCCAUGCUGUACGGGAGCUUAUACGAGACGGUGUUGCUUGAAUGUGGUAAUGGGAGUCAGGAGAGGGGCCCGGAGGCGGCCCAACGUUGAGCGGCGAGGAUGAGGUUCCCCGUGGGGCGUUUCGGGGGUGCACCGGUUCGUGUUUACUGGAGAGGCUUUGGCAGGAAGGCCUGCCUGGAGCGGAAGGGCAUCGACCCGCGUGCAAUGCAGCGGUGGCGCCGUAAACCUCCUUUUUCAUACGAAGAUGGCGAUAAACGUUAUCCAUAUGCAAUAAAGGAUUACCAUG
Messenger RNA from Volvox carteri f. nagariensis, 1472 nucleotides. RefSeq lists its product as uncharacterized. The record is from RefSeq and is a predicted model, not a curated record. Gene Ontology annotation, molecular function: 3-hydroxybutyrate dehydrogenase activity. The transcript has 5 exons. Bases 130 to 930 code for a protein of 266 amino acids. Lineage: Eukaryota; Viridiplantae; Chlorophyta; Chlorophyceae; Chlamydomonadales; Volvocaceae.